AUGCCACCUAAACGCAAGGCGGUGAGCGCGACUACAAACACGCAGGUUGUUGAUGCGCCGCAGACCCGAUCAAGAACUCGCAGUCAGCAGUUGCAAACUCCUGCGGAGCCAGUUAGGGAUGCCGCCCAUCUCGAAACCAGCAGAGCUAUGUCAUCAACGCCGAAACAAAAUGCGGCACGAAAAAGAGGCCCCUGGGGGGAAGAUUAUCUCAUGACAAAUCCCAAAUCAGCUUUGGUUCAUGCAGAUCUUGUGAGACUGUUCUCCAAUCCCAAGGCAUGGGAAUACCUGGAGGAAGAUGAGAAGCGAGAGCUUAUCUCUCUAUUACCGUCGCACAUCCAUCCAAAUCCCGAUCCGGAUCCUGAAGAUCCCGAUUCCAAAAUUCCACCACUUCCUGAGAGCUUUCUACGAUAUGAUAACAACUGGCGAGCUGCCUUGCGGAAUUUCCAGUACGACCUUGAGUCUGGCCGGUACAAACCAGAUUGGCAGAGACAAGCUAGACGAGCAGUGCAGGAACGAGCGGAGGGGAAAUUUGAUGACUAUAAAGAACGAGAGUUUGAGCAGUUCUGGGGCCAGAAACAGAAGAUAAACCAUGGCCUCAUUGCUGGAGAAAGUUCCAAAGUCAAGUUGGAGACCUUGAUCCAACACGAUGUCGUGCGGGUGGGGGACGUGUGGAAAUAUUGGCGCAAGUUCGGGAAACAGACUGUUAUUGAGAAGGAGGUUAAGAUCACAGCCAUCGAUGGCGCAAUACUCAGUUUCUUGGUGCCUGUCGGGCAGCGAGUAUUCCUGUGCUCUUUUAAUGAACCAGAGAAAGAUCCCACGCAUGAAGGAAAGCAUGCAGUCACAGAUGACUCACAAAUGAACAAUGAUAUUAGUCCCGUAUCUCAUGACGAUGAACCGGCAGCGUUGAAAACCCACGAUCAGCCAAAUCAAGAUGAGCCGAGCAAAGGUUCCAACGACGCGGAUAAUUCUGAUCAUGCACCUGGACCUCAGCUAGAUGUCGAAGCAGAAAUUAACAAAGAGGAAAUACAGGUCAAGGAAGAUGAGUCAACUACAGACCAGCCAAUGGCAGAAAUCUUGCCCGAUGAUCAUCAACAUACAGCGAAGAAGCGAGGUCGGGGCCGCCCACGAAAACGCAAAACGCUCGAUGAAGAUGAAGUUCCGGUAAACACUGCUCUUGAAGCUACGGAAGCCUCCGUCGAUGCAGAAACGGAACCUUCGUCUUGUCCCGUAGAGAAUGGCACUUCUUUGAACCCGGAUCAAGAUGCGAAAGGUGGCACGCAAAAGGAGCCCACCACUUCAAUGGACGUGGACUCUCCAGGGGUCGAUAAGCUUACGCAAGUGGAGACCGAAAAUCCUCAAUCACAAAAAACCCUGCCACUUUCUCCCACGUCUCUCGAAAUAGAGGUACACAAUAUCGCAGGACCUAAUGCUCUUACAAAGAAGAUUCUUGAAAUCGAUGGACGCAUUAAGAAUCCGCCAAAUGGGAAUGCCUGGAAGGAGUUUCGCUGCUACAGAAAUAAUCAGGACAUGGGCAGUUUGUGGGAAGUUCGACAAGCUUGGUAUGUCAAAUUUCAACAGGAAUGA
Molecule: messenger RNA, 1584 nt
Organism: Talaromyces atroroseus
Lineage: Eukaryota; Fungi; Ascomycota; Eurotiomycetes; Eurotiales; Trichocomaceae
Exons: 4
Coding region: 1-1584 (527 amino acids)
Biological process (GO): regulation of DNA-templated transcription
Source: RefSeq, a predicted model, not a curated record